UAUUCGCCUCUGCUGAAGAAACUCUACUGUCAGAUUGCAAAGACAUGUCCAAUCCAGAUUAAGGUCUCCACGCCGCCACCUCCUGGGACGGUCAUCCGAGCCAUGCCAGUAUACAAGAAGGCCGAACACGUCACGGAAGUGGUCAAGCGGUGCCCGAAUCAUGAACUUGGACGCGAUUUCAACGACGGCCUCUCGGCACCCGCCAGCCAUUUAAUCCGCGUAGAAGGCAACAAUCUCUCCCAGUAUGUCGAUGACCCCGUGACGGGAAGGCAGAGCGUCAUGGUCCCUUACGAGUCCCCCCAGGUGAUGUGCCGGGCCUGCAAAUUUAUGGGAUGCUUUGCUUUGCUCUUUGUCCCCCUGUUGGGCUACCAAAG
Notechis scutatus (mainland tiger snake) is the source of this 374-nucleotide messenger RNA. NCBI's taxonomy places the organism in Eukaryota, Metazoa, Chordata, Lepidosauria, Squamata, Elapidae. The record is from RefSeq and is a predicted model, not a curated record.